AUGAGAUUUGAGCUCCAAAAAAUGGACAGUGAGGAGCUCCAGGGAGAAGUUCUGCUGUGGGUAAGGAAGGGAUCGGGGGAGCAGAGCCAGCUGAGCACUGCUCAGACGCAGGAUCAGAACUGUGGUAGCGUCACAUUUGGAACACUGCUCAGUCAUCAAAAACGACGCCGUUUGCAGCAAAGUGGAUGGGCCGAGAGAAACGCCGGCCGCCACGGCGACGCCUCCCAAACCCCGGCCGCAGAGGAGGGCGGGGAGCGCGCGCGGCGGGAGGCGGCUGCGGCAGGGGAGGCGGGAGCGAGGGCUCCCACUCCGGCCUCGGGGCCCGUCGCCCGCCCGCCCGCCGCGCUCCGGGCGUCUCUUCUGCCUCCUACGCGCCGCGGACACCCCAGCCUCCCGGCUGCCUGGUCCGGGGAGCUCUCCGCGCCUGUCCGUGAAGAGCAAGAACGAGUUGGGGCGCCCCGGGGCGCGAUUCGUGGCGGAGACGCUGGGACCAGAUCGGAGGAUGAGCGGCGGAAGGCGGCGCAGAAACUGACGCGAGUUGGGGCCACGGUUCCCGGCCGCCGGCGCCACGAGCCAGACCGCGGAGACGCCCUAGCCGAGUGCACGCGCCGGGCGGAGCGCGCGCAGGUGGGGCUGAGCUCUCCGCCGUGCGCUCCGCUCCCGGCCCUCGCCGGCCGGAGGAUGGGCGCCGGCGCCCAGGGUCCGUGCCCGCCGCUGCUGCCCCUGAGCCCGCCUCGAGCCCCGCGUCCGGCCGGCGCCCUGCGCUCAUGGACGGCGGCUCCCGGCUGGCGGCGGCGCGCCCCUGGGCUGUGA
Rangifer tarandus platyrhynchus (Svalbard reindeer) is the source of this 813-nucleotide messenger RNA. The record is from the annotation of a GenBank genome assembly. Lineage: Eukaryota; Metazoa; Chordata; Mammalia; Artiodactyla; Cervidae.